AUCAUCGUCAGUGAUGGUGGUGGUGGUGUGACGACGACAACGACGACGACGAUAAUACGUAUUGGUUGUGUGGAGUCUACGAGCUCGCGUAUAGACGCUGCGAAGCUCUGUGAGAGAGCCUCAGAAGAAAAGACUCUGCGUCUGGGCGUCGUCGCUUCACGAGCACAGCCCGGUCUGAAAAUUGCCCCACUGUCGAGUUUUUGAGCGCUGCAGGCGUCUCCUGAGAACGCACACCAAGUCACACAGACGACACCACACACCGCAGACAGAUGGAGCCCGCAGAAAGCUGGGACGCCGACGAUAAGCUUAGCGGACAGUUCACGAAGUUGAACGUCGAUGCACCAGUCUUCGUACCGUCGUUCAUGUCUCCACCGGGUCAGCCAGCUCCAGGAUCUGGAAGUCUUCCAGACAGCCAGGAUAUCCUCGACAAGGAAUCGCCCUUGUCCGAAACCAACAACAAUGGGGAGCCCCCUGCAGAUUGGGAGUGCGUCAACGCAGACGACAGUAGUUCGCCGUCGCGAGAGAACCCGUCCCCUGAGGAGGGCAUCUCUCCUGAAGAAGAAAUCGCUCCGAAGCCCAAAAAGGAGAAGAAACGAGUUGAAGAAGGUCCCCGUAAACAGCAUUUGAACCUCGUGUUCAUCGGACACGUCGACGCCGGCAAGAGUACUCUCGGUGGACAACUGCUCUAUCUCACGGGCAUGGUCGACAAACGUACCCUGGAGAAGUACGAACGAGAGGCUAAAGAGAAAAACCGAGAGAGUUGGUACCUCUCGUGGGCUCUCGACACGAACCAGGAAGAACGCGACAAGGGCAAAACGGUCGAGUGCGGCCGCGCGUACUUCGAAACCGACAACAAGCACUUCACCUUGCUCGAUGCGCCGGGGCACAGGUCGUUUGUGCCGAACAUGAUCGGUGGAGCUUGUCAAGCCGACAUCGCAGUCCUGGUAAUUUCGGCUCGCAAAGGCGAGUUCGAGACUGGUUUCGAGCGCGGUGGGCAAACCAGAGAGCAUGCAAUGCUUGCCAAGACUGCCGGUGUCAAGCAUCUUGUUGUCCUGAUCAACAAAAUGGACGACUCCACCGUGAACUGGUCCGAGACGAGGUUCAACGAAUGCCGCGACAAACUCCUACCGUAUCUCAAGAAGUGCGGUUUCAACCCCAAGACCGAAGUGGUGUUCAUGCCGUGCUCCGGUCUGAACGGGGCCGGCCUCAAGGAUCCAGUUUCCUCGAGCGAGUGUCCGUGGUAUUCGGGACCGGCUUUCCUCCCGUACAUCGAUGAUCUGAAACCGAUCGAGCGUUAUUUGGACGGGCCGUUCAUCAUGCCCGUAGUCGACAAGUACAAGGACAUGGGCACUGUCUGUUACGGCAAAGUCGAGAGCGGGAUGUGCGAUCGGAGCGACCAGCUGCUGCUGAUGCCCAACCGGAAAAUAGUCGAAGUUCUCCAACUGUGGAACGACGAAGACGAGGUCCAGCAAGUCAAGUCCGGCGAGAACGUCAAGGUUAAACUCAAAGGCGUCGAGGAAGAAGAGGUCUCCGCCGGAUUUGUCUUGUGCGAUAUCGAGAAGCCGUGCAAGGUCGCCAAGAUAUUCGAUGCCCAGGUCGUCAUCCUCGAACACAAGUCCAUCAUCUGUUCGGGAUAUUCGGCCGUUCUCCACAUCCACGCUGCCGUCGAGGAAGUAUCUGUGAAAGCGAUCAUCUGCUUGGUGGACCGGAAAACGAACGAGAAAGGACAGAUGAAGCCACGUUUCGUGAAGCAAGAUCAGGCCGCCAUAAUGCGUUUAGAGACUGCGGGCGUGGUUUGCGUCGAGCCUUUUAAGCUUUUCCCCCAGAUGGGACGUUUCACACUCCGAGACGAGGGUCGCACCAUCGCCAUCGGGAAAGUGCUCCGUGUUGUCGAAUGACUGCCGGGCGCUCCCAACAGAGCCCUCAGUAACAGCGUGAAUUCGUCGGAAAGAGUUGGUCUCAAACGGGACCGCGAAGCUGCAGCCGUGCUCGCUCAUGGUGCGUAAGUUUAUGGAGCUGCUGUCGCUGGGGAAGAUACUCUGGGAAACUUAGAGGAAGAGCGCUUCUCGACUCCGCUCUGGAGACACUACAACUCCAUACGUUAAGAAGGAGGGAGCGUAGCUCGUACAUUAGACGGCCGAUCGAUCUGUCUUAAAUGGUAUCACACGUACCUAGUUGAUCAGAGUUCGAUUUGACCAUCAUUGCAAUAAAUUUUCUUUUUUUUGUGUGCUA
Galendromus occidentalis (western predatory mite) is the source of this 2232-nucleotide messenger RNA. It is a transcript of the gene eRF3, whose product is annotated as eukaryotic translation release factor 3. Gene Ontology annotation, molecular function: GTPase activity; translation release factor activity; GTP binding. The coding region runs from base 270 to 1898 and encodes 542 amino acids. The transcript is spliced from 3 exons. The record is from RefSeq and is a predicted model, not a curated record. Gene Ontology annotation, biological process: nuclear-transcribed mRNA catabolic process, deadenylation-dependent decay; translational termination. NCBI's taxonomy places the organism in Eukaryota, Metazoa, Arthropoda, Arachnida, Mesostigmata, Phytoseiidae.